AUGGAUCACGAGCCGGAGUUUAUAGACGGAGUGUUUUGUAAAAGAAGUAACGAUGAUGUGAGAAAAAUCUGUUUUCACUCCCGCCCUGGGGUGCCAGCGGGUGCCAGGAUGGCACCCCAAGGAUCGGCCAUGGGACCUCCCGGCUCCCCGUAUGGGGGCAGCCCCACGGUUCGCCCAGGGAUCCCACAGCCCGUACUCGACCAGACCCGCAAGCGCUCAGCUCCCCAACCCGUACAGCAGGUGGUACAGAGCCGGACCCGCAGCGCCAAGAGACGGAAGAUGUCAGACAAGAUCCUCCCGCAGAGGAUCCGAGAGCUGGUUCCCGAAUCCCAGGCCUACAUGGACCUCCUGGCCUUCGAGAGGAAACUUGACCAAACCAUCAUGAGGAAGAGGGUGGACAUACAGGAGGCCCUGAAAAGGCCAAUCAAGCAAAAGCGAAAGUUGCGGCUCUACAUCUCGAACACCUUUAACCCGGCUCGGAGUGAGACAGAGGACUCGGACAGCAGCAUUGCCUCAUGGGAACUCCGCGUCGAGGGGAAACUCCUCGAGGAUCCUGGAAAACAGAAACGGAAGUUCUCCUCGUUUUUCAAGAGCCUUGUUAUUGAGCUGGAUAAGGAUUUGUACGGACCAGACAAUCACUUGGUGGAGUGGCACCGAACACCCACCACCCAAGAGACGGACGGGUUCCAGGUGAAGCGACCGGGCGAUGUCAGCGUGCGGUGUACGCUGCUGCUCAUGCUCGACUACCAGCCCCCCCAGUUUAAGCUGGACCCUCGCCUCGCUCGUUUACUGGGAAUCCACACUCAGACCCGUUCGGCCAUUGUCCAGGCGCUGUGGCAGUACAUCAAAACCAACAAACUACAGGACUCUCACGACAAGGAGUACAUCAGCUGUGACAAGUACUUCCAGCAGAUAUUUGACGGAGCCCGGUUAAAGUUCUCCGAGAUCCCCCAGAGACUCACCACUUUGCUGCUGCCCCCGGAUCCAAUCAUCAUCAACCACCUCAUCAGCGUGGAUCCGAAUGAUCAGAAGAAAACAGCCUGUUACGAUAUCGAUGUGGAGGUCGAUGACCCUCUGAAAGGUCAAAUGAGCAGCUUCCUGCUCUCCACAGCCAAUCAGCAGGAGAUUGCUGCACUCGACAACAAGAUACAUGAGACGAUUGAAUCGAUUAACCAGCUGAAGAUCCAGAGGGACUUCAUGCUGAGUUUCUCCAAGGACCCGGAGGGUUACAUCCAGGACUGGCUCAGGUCGCAGAGCCGUGACCUGAAGAUCAUGACGGAUGUGGUCGGGAGUCCGGAGGAGGAACGCCGGGCGGACUUUUACCAACAACCGUGGUCCCAGGAAGCUGUCAGCAGAUACUUCUACUGCAAGAUACAACAGCGGAGACAGGAACUGGAGCAAGCCAUGGGAGUGCGCAACACCUAAAGCAAUCCCUCGGAGCUUUGUCACCACUGGAAGAGACAGGACACUGCCGCCCAGGACAAUGUUAUCGACAGGAGCCAGCCUCCUGGCACUGACCCCUUCCCAUUCGCUUGCUGUGUACGUUGGGUCUUGCACCUUCACUUCCUGACUCCCUCCACCCCCUCCCCUCCCCCUCCCGCUCCAUACCGUAUUGUGGACCCCAAUUGACUCCUCACUGAGGCUGCUCUUCCCCUCCUAGCCCAAGAGUGUCUGUCAGCUGGCUAUUUGGCUACAUGGGGCGUUUCAGCCCGGAUUGACCCAAUGAUUUCAUUUCUGUCUCCUGGUGUCAGCGGGUGGUGGAUGCUGAGGACCCCAACGCAGAGCGGGAUCAGGGAGAGAGGAGACACAGGCAACGUGAUCCUUCCUCCACCAGCACCGAGGCUGCAGUGUUCCCUGUGCACACACUCUCUCACACACUGUCACACACACCCACUCACACACCCAGUCACACACAUUCUCACACCCACUCUCUCUCUCUCACACUCACACACACACACACACACACACACACUCCCACUGUCUCUCACACUUACGCUCACUCAUACACACGCUCUCUCACACCCACUGUAAUGGGGGUGGGGGUGGGGAGCUAGAUCUUUCACUGUAUCCAAACAAAGUCAGCCAAUCACAGGGCACAACCACUGGAGUCAACCUGGAUUAUUGAUACCACCUCCCCCUCUGUCCCCCUCCCCCUCUGUCCCCGUCCCCCUCUGUCACCCCUCCCCCUCUCCCACUGUCCCCCUCCCCCUCUGCCCCCCUCCUCCUCCACCCCUCUGUCCCCAUCCCCCUCUGUCCACCUCCCCUCCCCCUCUGUC
This is a messenger RNA of Hemiscyllium ocellatum (epaulette shark), 2276 nucleotides long. RefSeq names its product SWI/SNF related, matrix associated, actin dependent regulator of chromatin, subfamily d, member 3a (gene smarcd3a). Lineage: Eukaryota; Metazoa; Chordata; Chondrichthyes; Orectolobiformes; Hemiscylliidae. The record is from RefSeq and is a predicted model, not a curated record. Gene Ontology annotation, biological process: regulation of transcription by RNA polymerase II. Bases 1 to 1425 code for a protein of 474 amino acids. The transcript is spliced from 13 exons. Gene Ontology annotation, cellular component: nucleus; SWI/SNF complex.